AAAAGCUCGCCUUAUCACUGAUAACUUCAGUCUCAAUCUUACGAUCGUAUCAGUUCGAUACCUUCUAUCUCUCUAUAACUCUUGUGUACAUUUUGUGCAGUGUGUGAAUACACCUUUAGUUCGCCGAACCAAAAUCAUCGAAAUGGCAUUCAAGUUCGUCAUCUUAACCGCCAGCGUAUUGGCCUGCACCUUCGGUUCACCGAUCGCCCCAACCCCAUACGCCACCCCAUCGUACCCAUCUCACCAACAACCGGCUUACCCAUCAGCAUCUGCCUACCCCGCACAAUCUGCCUACCCAGCUCCAUCAGCCUACCCAUCGCAAUCUUACCCAGCUGCCCCCAAAUACGCCGCUCAACCCAAAUACGAAGAAUCUUACCCAGAUGCUCCAGCCAAAUACAACUUCGCCUACGAAGUAGCUGAUGCUCACUCUGGUGACUACAAAAGCCAAUCCGAAGACCGUGAUGGUGACUACGUCAAGGGACAAUACAGUUUGGUCGAACCCGAUGGCACCAAACGUAUCGUCGACUACUCCGAUGAUGGAUACGGUUUCGUAGCUGUUGUACAAAAGGAAGGAACUCCAUCCUACUCUCAACCCAAAUCCGCCUACCCAGCUCCAUCCGCUGCCUACCCAUCGGCUGCCUACCCAUCGCCAGCUUACCCAUCGGCUGCCCCAUCCUACUCUGCCCCAGCUUACAAACCAGCUCCAUCCUACAAACCCGCCUACAAACCAGCCCCAUCCUACGCUCCAGCCCCAUCUUACGCUCCAGCCCCAUCUUACGCUCCAGCCCCAGCUUACUCUCCAGCCCCAGCUUACGCUCCAGCUCCAUCCUACGCCCCAGCUCCAUCCUACGCUCCAGCUCCAUCUUACGCCCCAGCUCCAUCCUACGCCCCAGCCCCAGCUCCAUACAAACCAGCUUACUAAUUACCUCAGUCUUUGAUAACGACUUGGUAACUUAGUUUAGCAUCUUUUUUUUUUACAAAUCGUACUUUAUAGACUACCUAUUUAAGAGUUACCUAUAAACGCAUGCUAAGUCAAUUUUACAAAAGCAUGCGCGUUAUUUAUUUUGUCCCUUUUCUCUCUCAUUGAAACUCGCUAUUCUCUCUCUCUUUUUCAUAAUUUAUAAGUGUUGUAUUUAUUCUAUAAUAAUUUAUACGAUUCCCUCUCUUCCUUUCUCCUCUGUUCCUGUAUCAUUUGUUUACAAAUUUAAGCGUAUUUAUUCGAACCUCGUACGAUUACUUCCAUCUGUCGACGAAACGAGAAACUUUCGUGCUUUCUCGUCGUCAAGCAGAUAGUAUGGAAUCGUUCACAGAGGCCGCCUCUCGAUGAAUCGAGGCUGCAACAAGCAAAACACAAGAAAGUCUACAGAUAGCGAAAGCUGUAUAUUGCUAAAGUUUGCUCUCUUCCUAAAUGUGCCAUUACUGCCAUUGUAAUCGCGUAAUACUCGACGAUAAUUCGACUAGGUAUGAGAUCGUUUAUAAUGUUUCAAUAUAUACGAAUCUUUUCCUCGAAUUAUGUGAAAUUUUUUGUAUGAAUUAUGUAAUAAAGAGAUUUUUUAAUUCAUAA
Molecule: messenger RNA, 1564 nt
Organism: Planococcus citri (citrus mealybug)
Lineage: Eukaryota; Metazoa; Arthropoda; Insecta; Hemiptera; Pseudococcidae
Product: cuticle protein 8-like
Exons: 3
Coding region: 143-922 (259 amino acids)
Cellular component (GO): extracellular matrix
Source: RefSeq, a predicted model, not a curated record